Erythranthe guttata (spotted monkey flower) is the source of this 1332-nucleotide messenger RNA. RefSeq names its product trihelix transcription factor GT-4. The record is from RefSeq and is a predicted model, not a curated record. Lineage: Eukaryota; Viridiplantae; Streptophyta; Magnoliopsida; Lamiales; Phrymaceae.
AAGAAAAAUGUACAAGUCUGAAAACCCCAAGAAGAAGAAGAAGCAGAAUCCGCCAUAGUUUUCUACAACCCCAAACAAGAACCAUCCGAUCAAAACGAGAUGAUCUACCCACCCCCCUCCCAAUCCCGCCUCCUCCUCACCGACGGCGGCGGCGCCGCCGCGGAGGCGGGUACCCAUAUCUCAUCCAACCCACCACCUUCUUCCGCCGCCGCACCGCCAAAAAAACGGGCCGAGACAUGGGUUCAAGAAGAAAUUCGGGCCCUGAUAUCACUCCGCAAAGAAACAGAUUCGAUGUUCAACACUUCGAAAUCGAACAAGCACUUGUGGGAAAACAUAUCGCUGAAUAUGAGGGAAAGGGGGUUCGAUCGAUCGCCGACGAUGUGUACGGACAAGUGGAGGAAUUUGCUGAAGGAGUACAAGAAAUCGAAGCAGAACGAUGGGAAUUGCUACUCCAAGAUGAAUUAUUACAAGGACAUUGAUCAGAUUUUGAGGGGGAGGAGUAAUAAUUCCGGUGGCGGUAAUCAUUCCGGUGAAUCGAAAGUUGAUCCCUUUAUGCAGUUUGCUGAUAAAGGUAUUGACGAUGCCAGUCUUAAUUUCGGACCUGUCGAAGCCAAUGUAGAAAGACGUAAUUCGGAUCACGAAGAAAAUCAUCCUCUUGCCAUCACCGCAAGUGGAGUUUCUCCUUGGAAUUGGAGAGACACUCCCGGAAAUGCAGGUGAAGAAAGCAACACAUAUGGGGGAAGGGUUAUAGCGGUAAAAAUGGGGGAGUACACAAAGAGGAUAGGAAUCGAUGGCAAUGCAGAAGCGAUAAAAGAAGCAAUCAAAUCCGCUUUUCGAUUAAGGACAAAUCGGCCGUUCUGGUUGGAAGAUGAAUACAACGUUGUACGAACAGUCGACAGAGAUAUGCCGUUGGGGAACUACACUCUUCAUUUUGACGAAGGUUUGACGAUAAAAAUUUGCUGCUACGAGGAGUCGGAGCAGUUGCCGGUACACACGGAGGAGAAGACGUUUUAUAGAGAAGAUGAUUUUCGUGAUUUUCUGUCACGGCAUGGAUGGACUUGUUUGAGAGAGUACGAUGGUUUUCGUAACGUCGAUUGUUUGGAUGAGCUUUGCCCCGGCGAUAUUUAUCGUGGUGUCAAUCAAUUAUGAAAUCUAUAGUAUGAAACCUCGGCAAUUUAGUGAGAGAAUAAGCAUCAAAAGAGUAACUCUUUUUUUUUUUUUUUUUAAUAUAUAUAUUAAAAGUGAAGAAUCUUUGUAAGAAAUGUGGAGUAUUUGUUCUUUUGUAGAAAUACAAGUUCUAAAUUCUAUGAAUUAUGUUAAAGGUAAAUUACC